Messenger RNA from Diceros bicornis minor, 3603 nucleotides. It is a transcript of the gene SORCS3, whose product is annotated as sortilin related VPS10 domain containing receptor 3. Gene Ontology annotation, cellular component: postsynaptic density membrane. The coding region runs from base 1 to 3093 and encodes 1030 amino acids. The record is from RefSeq and is a predicted model, not a curated record. The transcript is spliced from 27 exons. Lineage: Eukaryota; Metazoa; Chordata; Mammalia; Perissodactyla; Rhinocerotidae. Gene Ontology annotation, molecular function: protein binding.
AUGUGCAACAAGAUGGGGGAACAUGGAUUAAGGGGGAAUCUUGGAGGACAGGUUAUACUUAUCCUGACGAAGCUGUAUGACUUCAACCUGGGGAGCGUGACUGAGAGUUCACUUUGGAGAUCAACGGAUUAUGGCACCACCUAUGAAAAGCUGAAUGACAAAGUGGGUUUGAAGACUGUCCUCAGUUACCUCUACGUCAAUCCCACCAACAAAAAGAAGAUCAUGCUUCUUAGUGAUCCUGAAAUGGAGAGCAGCAUAUUGAUCAGCUCAGACGAAGGGGCAACCUAUCAGAAAUACCGCCUCACCUUCUAUAUCCAAAGUCUGCUCUUUCAUCCCAAGCAAGAGGACUGGGUGCUGGCCUACAGUCUGGAUCAAAAGCUCUACAGCUCGAUGGACUUUGGCAGACGGUGGCAACUCAUGCAUGAACGCAUCACACCCAACAGGUUUUACUGGUCGGUGGCAGGAUUGGAUAAGGAGUCAGACCUGGUGCACAUGGAGGUGCGGACAGCGGAUGGAUAUGCUCACUACCUCACCUGCAGGAUCCAGGAAUGCGCUGAGACAACUCGGAGUGGGCCCUUUGCCCGCUCCAUUGACAUCAGUUCCCUGGUCGUCCAGGAUGAGUAUAUCUUCAUUCAAGUAACAACUGCUGGAAGAGCCAGCUACUACGUGUCCUACAGACGAGAGGCCUUCGCUCAGAUAAAGCUUCCCAAGUACUCACUGCCAAAGGACAUGCACAUCAUCAGUACGGAUGAGAACCAAGUGUUUGCAGCAGUCCAAGAAUGGAACCAGAAUGACACAUACAACCUCUACAUCUCAGACACACGUGGGAUCUACUUCACCCUGGCCAUGGAGAACAUUAAGAGCAGUCGAGGUCUAAUGGGAAACAUCAUUAUUGAGUUGUAUGAGGUAGCAGGUAUCAAAGGGAUAUUCCUGGCAAACAAGAAGGUGGAUGACCAGGUGAAGACAUACAUCACUUACAACAAGGGCAGGGAUUGGCGCCUGCUGCAAGCUCCAGACGUGGACCUGAGAGGAAGCCCCAUACACUGCCUGCUGCCCUUCUGCUCCUUACACCUGCACUUGCAGAUCUCUGAAAAUCCGUAUUCCUCAGGAAGAAUCUCUAGCAAAGGGACGGCCCCAGGACUUGUGGUGGCUACAGGCAACAUUGGCCCGGAGCUCUCAUAUACUGAUAUCGGUGUGUUCAUCUCUUCCGAUGGGGGCAACACAUGGAGACAGAUCUUUGAUGAAGAGUACAAUGUCUGGUUCCUAGACUGGGGUGGCGCCCUCGUGGCCAUGAAACACACACCUCUGCCAGUCAGGCAUUUGUGGGUGAGUUUUGACGAGGGCCGCUCCUGGGACAAGUACAGUUUCACUUCGGUUCCUCUCUUUGUCGACGGGGCUCUGGUGGAGGCGGGAGUAGAGACCCAAAUCAUGACAGUUUUUGGCCACUUCAGCCUCCGUUCUGAAUGGCAGCUGGUGAAAGUGGACUACAAAUCUAUCUUCAGCCGGCUCUGCACCAAGGAGGACUAUCAGACCUGGCACCUGCUCAAUCAGGGGGAACCUUGCGUCAUGGGAGAAAGGAAAAUAUUCAAGAAACGCAAGCCAGGAGCUCAGUGUGCCCUGGGCCGGGACUCCUCGGGAACUGCUGUCUCAGAACCCUGUGUAUGUGCCGACUGGGACUUUGAGUGUGACUAUGGCUAUGAGAGACAUGGAGAGAGCCAGUGUGUCCCAGCUUUCUGGUACAAUCCAGCAUCCCCAUCAAAGGACUGCAGCCUUGGUCAAAGCUACCUUAACAGCACUGGGUACCGGCGGAUUGUAUCCAACAACUGCACAGAUGGGCUGAGAGAGAAAUACACUGCCAAGGCUCAGAUGUGCCCCGGAAAAGCCCCUCGGGGCCUCCACGUGGUGACCACCGAUGGACGCCUGGUGGCAGAGCAGGGGCACAAUGCGACCUUCAUCAUCCUCAUGGAGGAGGGUGAUCUCCAAAGAACAAACAUCCAGCUUGACUUUGGCGAUGGGAUUGCGGUGUCCUAUGCUAACUUCAGCCCCAUUGAGGAUGGCAUCAAGCAUGUGUACAAGAGUGCAGGUAUCUUCCAGGUGACAGCCUACGCGGAGAACAACCUGGGCUCAGACACAGCUGUCCUCUUCCUGCACGUGGUUUGUCCGGUGGAGCAUGUUCAUCUCCGGGUUCCAUUUGUUGCCAUAAGGAAGAAGGAGGUCAACAUCAGUGCAGUUGUGUGGCCCAGUCAGCUGGGGACCCUUACCUAUUUCUGGUGGUUCGGCAAUAGCACAAAGCCCCUCAUCACUUUGGACAGCAGCAUUUCCUUCACAUUCCUUGCAGAGGGAACCAACACCAUCACCGUCCAGGUGGCCGCUGGAAAUGCCCUUAUCCAGGACACAAAAGAUAUUGCAGUUCAUGAAUACUUCCAGUCCCAACUCUUAUCAUUCUCUCCUAAUCUGGACUUCCACAAUCCUGACAUUCCUGAGUGGAGGCAAGAUAUUGGCAAUGUCAUCAAGCGAGCUCUGGUUAAAGUAACCAGUGUCCCAGAAGACCAGAUCCUAGUUGCUGUGUUCCCUGGUCUCCCCACUUCAGCAGAACUCUUCAUCCUCCCCCCCAAGAACUUGACUGAAAGGAGGAAAGGCAAUGAAGGGGACCUGGAACAAAUUGUAGAGAUGCUGUUUAAUGCCCUAAACCAAAACCUGGUCCAGUUUGAGCUGAAGCCAGGAGUUCAAGUCAUUGUGUAUGUGACACAGCUGACAUUAGCUCCGUUGGUGGACUCCAGUGCUGGGCACAGCAGCUCAGCCAUGCUUAUGCUCUUGUCAGUGGUGUUUGUUGGCUUAGCUGUGUUUUUGAUCUACAAGUUUAAAAGGAAAAUCCCCUGGAUUAACGUCUAUGCUCAAGUCCAACAUGACAAGGAGCAGGAGAUGAUUGGGUCAGUGAGCCAAAGUGAAAACGCCCCCAAAAUCACACUCAGUGACUUCACCGAGCCUGAGGAACUGCUGGACAAAGAGCUGGACACCCGGGCCAUAGGAGGCAUUGCCACCAUUGCAAACAGCGAAAGCACAAAGGAGAUCCCCAACUGCACUAGUGUUUAAUACCAACAAGCCUCGUGGUCAACCAUCUUUCUGACUUUUUAUUUUUGAUGAUUACUAUUACUAUUAUUAUGGGAAAAUGAAAAUGUCUUUUUUACCUUUUGUUUACCAAGGGCCCCUUCAUAAAUAGCAGGCAGAUGCUUAGCUUUGGGAGGCAGAGGCGUUCUUAGCUGAUGAAAAUGAGACAAAAAGAGUAAAUGGCUGUAUUUGUGCUAAGGGCAAAGGAUGCAUCUUCCCAUGGCCUUCUUUCUUUAUUCUGCCAUGGAUAACGCAAGGACUCUCUUUUUCCUUGUGGCCUCUCUUUUUAUUUUUUAAGUUGGAUUGGCUUUUCAUUAACCCCGCCCCCCCUCCAAAAAUCACCCAAAUACCGCCCAGCACACACACCUAAAACACGAAUCAUUUCCCAGUUAGAUCUGCAGGAGCUAGGUUGGUGGGGAGUGAAUGUAGCUGCAGGAAGUGUGCACACCUAUGUGAAAGAGGCCCUGCCUCGUGCAUGUCACUAGCGAGGCUACA